Messenger RNA from Thecamonas trahens ATCC 50062, 4065 nucleotides. RefSeq lists its product as uncharacterized. Bases 1 to 4032 code for a protein of 1343 amino acids. NCBI's taxonomy places the organism in Eukaryota, Apusomonadida, Apusomonadidae. The record is from RefSeq and is a predicted model, not a curated record. The transcript has a single exon.
AUGCUGACCCUCGUCCGGGCAGAGGAGAGCCAUGUGGCUGGCCUGCAACAACUGCUGGACGCUCAGCCUGAAGGCAACAAGGCGCUGUUCGAUGUGACUUCGGCUGGUGCUCUGGUGGAGAACACGACACUGACGGUUGUGGCUCAGUUGGAGUCGGGCGAACUGGUGGCCUUUGCUGCCUUUGCCAGUGCUCCGCUCUUCACCCAUCUCGAAUCCGUCAUCAAUCCCCUUGUUUGGCCAGAGUGGCUGGCUCAAAACUUUGAUACCGCUCCGCUCGUCGCCGCCACUUCCACCUCGUCUGCCUCGUCUACUUCGUCUGCUUCCCCCCCUGCGCCUACCUCGCCUACCUCGCCGGCAUCUCCCAUCUCUUCCAUCGCCACACCCGCGGCUUCUGGCGCUGAUCUCUCGCCGCUGACCACCGAGUCGUCCGGGUGGACACAUAGCGAGCUCACGCCGUGCAACUCGGCGUGGCUGGCGUGCUACGCCCGUGCACCGGCGCUGUCGGCCGAGGCCGGUGCCGCCGCGCUGCAGGCGGUGCUCGAGUCGGGAUUCGCUACCAUGGUUCAGGUCGAUGCCGUGCUGCUGCCUGUGCCGUCGGCUAUCAAUCCCGCAGCCUCGCUGAAUGCAAUGCCGGAGCUGGCUGCCGCCUUUGCCAGCACCCUCCAGCCGACUACCCCGGUUGGCGAGCAGGUUCCGUUGACAUACGUUGAGCGGGCCGGGUACGUGCCCAAGCUGACGAUGCGGCCGGCUGCGGUGGAGGACAACGACGACCUCGCCCCGAUUUUUGACGCCCAGUCGGAGCUGCUCUCCUCGCGCUACGGUGAGUUCUUCCUCUCGGAUCUCAUCGAGAACCAAGACGCUGCCAACCGGGUCAUUGUUUCCGAGGUCGACGGCUACGCUGUUGGUCUCAUGGCGCUCGUCGCCGACAUCGACGUCACUCUCCUGCAAGAGUGCUUUGAGCUCGAGCCGUACUCGGAGCUCCUGAGGCCCGAAGCCGGCUUCCCGCUUCAUCCCGAACAAGUGGCCGCCGCUGCUGCCGCCGCUGCUGGCGGCGACGCGCUCCCGACCGAGGCCUCGGUCGCUGACAGCUUCUCCCACAUUGCUGUGCCCAUCGACGAGGACGUCGACUUUCAGAAGCUCGGCAUCGCGGUCGACGAGACCGCCGCCGACGACCGAGCAGACGACAGCGGCGACCACUCCCGCCCGUCGACCGCCAACUCUACCUCGAGCUCAGCCUCGUCGGCCGGGUACUCAUCGGUCCAGUCGCGGAGCGGGAGCGCGAGCUCCAUGGUCAGCGACGCCGGCGGCGCCGUCGUCCUCAACGCCUUUGCCAUCUCGCUCUUCUGUCUCGACAGCCGGUACGAGUCGCGGUCGGUUGACUUUCUUCCGCUUGCCUUUGAGCUCUUCCCGGAUCGCGAGUACUGCAUCCUCACGCUCCCGCACGAGGUCGCCGAGUUCCCGCUCCUCCGCGCCUUUGGCACGGUCAAGCCCAAGUCCAUCUCGACCUUUCCUCACAUGUUGUACAUCCUCCACCGCGACGCGCUCUCUCCCAAGCUCGGCGUCCGCCGCGCUGCACCCAGCGACGCAGUCCAGAUCGCGCGCCUGCUCGACGGCCUCCAGCGCGAGGCCGAGAUCCAGUCGCUCUACGACGACGUCAUGCGGCUGGAGGCCCAGGAACGGCUACAGGCCUCGGUCUUCUCAUCGAUCACGUCACGAGUGUACGUGGCCGAGGCCUCGGCCCAAGUCGUCGGCCUCUUUGUCCUCUCCUCCGAGCUGGACAUCGACUCGCUGUCGGCGGCGUACGAGGUGGACUCGGUGCUCGCGCUCAACGAGCGGGCGACCCGCGCCCACAGUCACCUUGCCGAGGCCGUCGUCAACCCGAUGUUCGACCAGCACGGCUCGCUCCUCCUCAACGAGCUUGCUCGCGUCGCCGGCACCUCGGCUCUCUACUACAAGGUCUUUGGCUUUUCACCCAUUCCGCCGCUGCUGCAGGUCAUGAUCCAGGUCCGUCCGCGCCGACUCAUCCACUUCCCGCCAGGCGCCGAGGCCAACGCGCUCAAGUACAAGCCGCGGAAGGAGCAGGGCGGGAGCUCGCUCGUCGACGACGCCGACGACGACUCUCACAACGAUGUCCGACUGCCGCACCCAUUUGUCGAGGUCAACGGCGAGCCGGCCGGCAUCGUCGACGCCAACACUGCGUUUGGCCUGUGGACCUUUGCGCCCAAGCUCCGUUGGGAGCCCAAGGUUGUGGCCAACGCACGGGUCGUCGUCGUCGGCGCCUCCGACACCGGCCUCUCGGUCCUCGAGAGCCUCGUCCUCCUCCCGUACAUCCACUUUAGCAACAUCACGUUGGUCUCACCGGGUGGCCUCCCGACGAGGGCGAGUGCCGUCGAGCGCUGCUUCAUUCCGAACAACCUCAACUACACGGCGCGGGUCCUCUCGCAGUUGGCCAUCGGUGCCUCGGUCAACGUCCUUCACACCAAGGUCAUGAUGAUCGACCGUGAGCUGCGGGCGGUCAUGCUCUCUGACGGCUCGGUCCUCCCGUACGAAAAGCUCGCCCUCACCACCGGACAACAGUACGCGGCGCCGAUGCUGGUCCAGGACGACGUCGGCGACGUGGGCGUGACCGGCGAGAUCCUCGAGGGCGUGUUUACCCUCAACGGCGAGACCGACGUCGCAGGCAUCGUCGCCUACGCCGAGUCGCACGUCGUCGCCACCGGCGAGCGAGUUGUGGUCUACGGCGCAUCGCUCGAUGCUCACGCCGCCGUCUUUGGCCUCCUUGCCGCAGGCGUCUCGCCGGAGCUCAUCACGUUCCUCGUCCCGCCGGAGAGCGGACCCGAGGCCACCCGCACCUCGUGCUUCAACGAGUUUGUGGUUGACGACGCGGUGGCGUCGGGCGUCGCCGCACUCGGCGUCAAGCUUGUCCGUGACCUGGUUGUCAUCAACUACGAGCACCGGGCCGGAACCCUCCUCGCUGUCAUCCUCGCCGAAGAAGAGGAGGCGAAUGCAGCUGCGCUGGCCAGCAAGAGUGGGACCUGGUCCGGCUCGCGGAGUGGUACUGGGUUGGGCGAGGCAGGCGCCGACGAGGCCGACCACAUUCGGCUUCCGUGCUCGAUGCUGGUGGUGGCUUGCGGGGCGCAGGUCGACGUCGACAUGUUCCACGCCAUUAACGGCUGCUGCCUCGUCUACGACGGCGGGCUAGUGGUCGACGGCGAGUUCAAGACCAUCGACCCUGCCAUUCUCGGCGCUGGCCCGCUCACCAAGUUCUCCAACCGGUACUACACCAGCCUCAAGAUGGCCGAGUACAACUCGCUGGAGAUUGGCCACCACCUCGCGGCAGCCGUCAAGGAAGACCUCGAUCCGCUGGACCCGGGCCCGCUUGUUGAGCUAGCUCCGCUCGAGCUGCCGCGAUUCGAGCAGCCGAUGGCGGUCGGCAUGCCGCUCAUCUCGCACCCGUCAACUCCCACGUACUACUUUCACUUUGCCAACCCAGGCCGGCGGAUCCCGUACGCCACCGCGUCGCGGCACGAGGACUACGGCCGCGAGAUUUCGACCCGGAGCGAGGACAACGGGUACCUCGCGCUCCAAAUCGACGCCCACGGCCUCAUCGCCUCGCUCACCUACGUCGGAAGCAAACCGGUCGAGGCCUGCAACUUGCUGCAGCUCCACGGCUUGCCAGCGUCGUACCUGCAGCUGGAAAGCAGCGAGGCCAAGCGCGACCUGCUCGCCCACCUCCGGUCGACGUGGAUGACAGCGGUGUACCACGACCGGUUCGCUUCUCUCCGCGGCUCGCUCAUGGACGCGCUGAUGAGCGACCCCAGCCUGCUCGCUGCUGUCGAGGACAAGCUGGAGACCUGGACCGCGCGGGCGGGUGUCAUCGGCGAUGCCGAGCGCGCUGCCUUGCAAGAUGCGCUCUCCUCGGAGCCAAGCGUCGAGCAGAUGGUCCUCAACGAGCUCUUCACCUGGCUGCAAACCAACUCGGGCGGCGUGCUCGACAUGUACCACGUGCCCAAGGCGUUCUGCGAGCCGUAGCGGCUGGCUGGCAAUGAAAGACACUCCUCUCAA